AUGACUUCGCAGCCGCACAAGUCCAAAAGACCGCCCAUUGUGAUCCCCCCGCCGCCGGUGGGCGCCGACGAGUCCGCCCCCACGCCCACAACCUACCGCACGCUCCCGCAAAAGUUCAUACACUGUCCCAAAGACGACCUCAUAGUGAUCAUAUCGCGUAUGCUUUCCUCGCUCAUUUCCAUCAACGACCAACAAAUCUCCUCGGACAUCAACCAGCAAUCGCUCACACGGUUCCACUCGCGCUCGCCGCCGCAAAUCUCGCUAUAUUCGUAUCUUUCCCGACUGUCCCAUUACUCGUCCCUGGAGAACUCUGUUCUCAUAACUAGCAUAUAUUACAUUGAUUUACUCAGCAUGUGUUAUCCCAUAUUUGCGGUCAACUCGCUCACAGUGCACCGGUUUUUGCUCACGGCGACGACGGUGGCGUCCAAGGCGCUCUGCGACAGUUUCUGCUCCAACAGCCACUAUGCCAAAGUAGGGGGUGUGAACCUGAUGGAGCUCAACGUGCUGGAGACGGAGUUCCUCAACAAAGUCGGGUACCGCGUGGUUCCCCGGGACUUCAACUACGAUAGACUACAGGAAAGAAAAAGCAGCACGGGGACGCUGGACACGGAUUAUUUAAAGAAGAUCAAGCUGGGCAUCGAGAACGCCUCGGAGGUGCUUGAUUUGUACUAUAAACGGAUGGUUAUGCUUGUUGGCGCGCGCGAUAACGGCACGGUGGGAUGCCAUGACGACGUGGAGUACGAGCUUGCUCCGGAAGCAGGUGGGAGCGAGGAGUGCAAGGCUGGCGACAAAACGCAGACGGGACUGACGGACGCCGGCAGACGAAAAUUACGCAAACUCGAAAAGCCGGAUACAAACGGCGACCAGAGUCCGGAUAAAUAA
Ogataea angusta is the source of this 882-nucleotide messenger RNA. RefSeq lists its product as uncharacterized. Gene Ontology annotation, molecular function: protein kinase binding; cyclin-dependent protein serine/threonine kinase regulator activity. The transcript has a single exon. Lineage: Eukaryota; Fungi; Ascomycota; Pichiomycetes; Pichiales; Pichiaceae. The record is from RefSeq and is a predicted model, not a curated record. Bases 1 to 882 code for a protein of 293 amino acids. Gene Ontology annotation, cellular component: nucleus; cyclin-dependent protein kinase holoenzyme complex. Gene Ontology annotation, biological process: regulation of cyclin-dependent protein serine/threonine kinase activity.